GGCAACCCAGGUUAAAAAUCUCGAAAAAAAACGAAUUUGCCGAUCUUUUACCCCACGCGAUUUCAUCUUGUGCAAGUGAAAAACGGUCAAAUUGGUUGCAAAUUGGUUUGUGAUUUAUUGUGAAAAUGUAUAGAAAUAAAAAGGACGUAGAUAAACACGUGGAGAAUUUGAUAUCAAAAUUAUCGGUAAAAGAAUUCAAAACUCGGGCAUAUUCUAUUGCUCGACUCUAUUACGAAGUGGGUGACUAUGCAAGCUGUCAGAGAUAUGUUGAGCAAUACCUCACCCAGAAAGACAACAACGCAGCGGCGUACAAAUUGCUUGGACAAGCAUUACAAAAAUUGGGACAGAAGGAGAAAGCACUUGAACAAUACAAAACUUCUCUGGAUAUAGACCCGACACAGACCAGUACGAUUUUGGACAUUUGUGAACUUCUUGUCGACGAUGAGGUAAAUAUAGAUCCUGGACGUGCUAGAUACUGGUGUGAAAAGGCCGAAGCUAUAUUCCCAAGACACCCAGUAACAUUCAGAUUACGUGAGAGACUAGUUACCAUGUCGAACCCGGACUCUGAGGCACUCGUUGAUCUCUUGACUGCCGAAUUAGUGGUCAGGCCUAUGGAUGCCAUACUUCAUGCUCGACUUCUGAAGCACUAUCUUCAUACCAACCAAAUAAAAAAAGCAAUUGAUCACAGUUGUAAUGUAGAAUUUGGAGGAAAAACAUUUCAUAACAACUUUGCUUGGUAUGAAACCUUAGCUGAGCUUCUCAAACAUCAUUCCCAUAACACUAAUGAUUGGCUUUAUCAGUUACUUUUAUUAACAGUCAGAGAACGCAUGUGCGUCUUGAGUUUGACAGAAACUCCAAGUGGUCCAUCUAAAAGUUUGGUUGAGUCUAAUGAACUUCUUUUUCAUUAUGACCAAGAUAUUGAGAAUGUAGCCAAAGCUGGAGCUACACCUGGUUUUGGUGAAUUUCAUGCAAGUCUUAUGCAGCAUCAUAGAGGACAAUUUGCAUUUCAUUCUGCUACAUUUCUUUUGAAAAAAGCUAAAAAAGACCAGAUGACCUGGCGUGACGCCACACAAUUUGCAGGUCCUUUGAUGCUCAUUGCAUGGCACUCUGCACCCAUAGAUUCCAAAGUUAACUGGCUAUCAAAUGCUCCUGAAAAACAACAACAAGCAGUAAAACGCUGGCAUUCUGAAGCUUCAUACAGGUGUUCUCAAUCUGGACACUAUCUAAUUUCAAAUAGCCAAGAUAAAAGCCAGGCUUUUCUGGAACGCAUAUCUCAAUGUUGUUCUGGGACACAUUGGAGAGAUAAGUUGUAUGAGAAAAUUUUUACUAACAGAGGUCAUUUGAGCAAGAUCAAAUCAUCCCAUUUUGCUACAUCUAAUGCUUUCAGUACACCAACCCUAAGAUUGCCAAGAAGAAUUGAAGUGGAAGCUAUUGAUGUUGAUGCUCAAAGAGAAUAUGCAAAUUCAUUACACCACUUUGUUUGGAUGAUACUUAAUUAUAAAAACUAUGCUCAUUUCAAGUGUACUAUAUUUGAUUCUCUGACACCAAGUGCAUCUAACUAUGGUCCUGAGUCUUUAAAUAAGUUAGAUAUUCAGUCUUUCCUUUACUUUGCUGCAUUAACAUCCAAGCAACAAAAAUCCAAAGAGACACCUUACAUGCCCUCUGAUAAACCUGCUGUGAUUCCUGCUAACAUCACAGAUUUGCUGUGUCUCAUCCCUCACCUGAAGUGGUGGGAGCUUGCUUACCUUUUUAGCCAGAAUAAGUUGGGUGCAGAUUUGACAGACAUUAGAGCAACACUGAGUAGAGGAAUUGAAGUAGUAAGAUGUGUUGACAAUCAUGGCUUAGAUCCAGAACUGCUGUGUAUAGUAGCUCACAUUUUCAGUGAACGAGCCAAGCUUACUACUGCUGUUGAGGAGAAGAACAAUUUGGAGAAAAGAGCAGGUUUAUACUAUUCUUCAGCUAUACCUCUUCUAGAGAAACUAAAAAGCAAACUAGUCAUAAAAUUACCUGAAAAAAGGUUAUUUGACUAUACACACAAAGAACUCAGCUCCAAAGAUCUGAAUUCUUUGAUUGAGGAAAGCAAACUUUUUGUAGCAUUGAAUUACAUAAAUGAUUCCGAAUAUGACAGAGCCAUUGAAUUACUUUCAAAUUUAAAAUCGCCUGAAGCAUUUUAUCAUCUGAGCCAAACAUACAGAAAAAUUGCUUUGGAAGAAAAUUGCCCAAAAGACAAGUAUGUUACAUUAUUAACAAGAGCAAGAGGUAUAGCCUAUAAAGCUAUGGAAAGUUUAAAACAAAAUGAAACAUACAAAAACAGUCAGCUAUAUUCCGAUACUCAAGAGUUAGUUGAUGAUCUUGAAAAGUUGAUUAACAAAGUAGACCCUGAUCUAUCUGGCUCUGUUACAAAUGACGCAGAUGGUAAGUAUUCAUCAGAUGAGAAUGUGUCCCUUGUUGGAGAGUAUAUUCCACAAAGAAGCAAUCAUGUUUUUCGAAAUUUAAGUUCAACACCUAAAGGGGCAACAAACAGGAAUGUAACUAAUUACCGUACAGCUGUUGACUCGCACAUUCUCGAAUCCACCCAAAUUGAUCAUAGAUAUUUAGAGAGAAUAGAAACAGAAAUAAGGAAUCUACAGAAAAGAGAUUCAACAAUGAAUGACUUCAUAGAACAAACAAAAAGAUGGUUUGAAGAAAAUCGCAAAUUAGGAAAUGAAAUUAUAAGUACUAUUCAGACUAACACACAAAACACUACAGAUCAAUUUAAACUUCUGAAGAUAUCAGUGGAUCAUGUUAAAGAUCAAAUAGAUGAAUGUAGAAAUGAGUGCAAAGAUGUGGGUGAAUUAAAAAAGCAAAUUGCGGAAAUGAAGAAAGAGAUAAAUAAACUUAAAAAAGCUUCUUCUGAACAGAAUAUUGAUGAAAAUGAUUUAUAUAAUUUAGAAGAUGAAUACCGAACAAAUGAAAAUGCUGGUAAUUUUACUACUCCAUUACAAUUUACUCCACAAGUAAUGCCUCCAUUCAAUCAGCGUCUAGUGCCUCCUUUCCCUGCACCACCUAAUCCCUAUCAAUUGUACGGUCAGAACUUAUACAAUCUUUACAGUCAGUAUUCUCAAUUUGGUCAAGCAUCUCAAGUACCAGGGGCACCUCAAAUUUUUGACCCUACUAGGCAAAUGAAUUAUCCUGGUGUCUAUCCUACCCCUGAUCCAAUGUUUUUGGAUGUUGCGCAACUUGUAGCUCAAACAGCGUCUACAGUUUCUGGCGUCGUUACAGCACCUACAGUUCCUACGUUGCCAUCAGUUUCAUCUAUUCCGACUGUUCCAACAGUAACUGUGCCAUCUUCUGCCACGGCAGUAAGUGCUACCAAAUCUGUUCCUAAUGUUUCAAAGGAUUCUAAAGAAAUCCCUCGAUCUUUACCGGUUAACGUUGUCAUAACUUCUUCUGACCCCCUGCCAACAUGCACAACGACCCCUGCACCAAUUCUGAGUGUAACUAUUCCAUCUAAACAUAUUAAAGGCACGACGCCACAUAAUUAUCAAAUACCGAUGCCAACUACAAGUCACAACAAAGUUGUGUCCCCGCCAGUAUUCAGUUUCCCAUCUUCAGGCAACAAACUCAAUGUUAAUACAAGUAGCAGCCCGUUGACCAACUGGAAUCAAUCAACCGUAUUUAAGACUGCUUCGUCAACUGGUGUAAUAUCUACACCAACUGCUGCUAAUGACUCGUAUUCGAGCUUUGGAGACACAUUGGAUAAUUCUAGAAGUGUUGUUGAUGGAGUUGGUCCAUCACCGAAUACAAGUCUCAAUAAAUCUAGAACUCUCUCAGAAAGAAGCAACACUUCUGUGGAAAAUUAUGAUCCAUGUCCCGAUUUUAAACCAAUUAUACCUUUACCAGCUGAAGUGAAAGUCACUACCGGCGAAGAAGAUGAAAAUGUGAUAUUUAGUGCACGCGCUAAAUUAUUCCGGUUUGUUGAUAAACAAUGGAAAGAAAGAGGAAUUGGUGAAAUGAAACUUCUGAAACACCGUGUUACUGGAAAGGUUCGAGUAUUAAUGAGGCGAGAACAAAUACAUAAAAUAUGUGCCAAUCAUAUUAUUACCCCUGAAAUGGAAAUCAAACCAAUGAAAAAUGAAAGCAAAGCUUACUUUUGGGUUGCAAAUGACUUUGCUGAUGAGGCCGUAAUUUUGGAGAAAUUCUGCAUACGCUUUAAAACAGCAGAUAUUGCUUUGCAAUUUUAUAACAAGUUUGAAGAAGCGCGCAAUGAGUCAAGCACCAGCACCGUAAACACUCCCAAAGAUAUGACUGCUCCACGAGAAACAGUUGUCAAGACGCCAAAUGUGUCGAUCACACCAGUCAAAAGUGAAGCCCUUAGCACUCCUCAGACAACUAAAUCUGGGUUCGCAGUCGGAGGCUUUACGUUUAGUAGUACACCCACCUUCAAGCCAGUACAGGAUGAUACAAUAACUGAAAGUAAAAUAGAGGCUCCUACCACUAAGGCUAAUAUAUUUAGUGGAUUGACUUUUAAAACUAAUACAAGCAGUCCAUUUAGCAACCUUUUCAGCUCCCAGCUAUUGACUAACCCAUCAUCUAAUACCAGUAGUACACCUCAGGAAAAAGUGGAAUCAAAUAAUAAACUGAACAAUUCAGACACAGUUGAAGAAUUCGAACCCAAUGUUGAAUUCAAACCUGUAGUACCACUACCAGCUUUGGUAGAACAAAAAACUGGUGAAGAAGAUGAAAAUAUUCUGUUUGAACAUCGUGCUAAGUUAUUAAGAUUUGAUGCUGCUUCGAAAGAAUGGAAAGAACGAGGUCUUGGCAACAUUAAACUGUUAGUACAUAAAGAUAACAACCAAAAAGUGCGACUUCUCAUGAGACGAGAACAAAUCAUGAAAGUGUGCUGUAAUCACGCUGUGACAAAAGAAAUGACUUUCAAAAAGAUGAACAAUAUCGAUAAAGCGGUCACGUGGUGUGCAAAAGAUUUUUCAGAGGGAGAGUUAGUAGCAGAAACAUUUUGCUUACGUUUUAAAACUGUACAAACUUGUGACGAUUUCAUCGAAGCAGUAAAGUCUGCUCAAUCUAAAAUGAAUGAAAACACUAAAGCAGCGAAAGAAGAGCAAAAUGCUGCAAAACAAAACACUCAAGGUGGGUUUGGUGAUAAGUUUAAACCAAAGCCUGGGUCUUGGCAUUGUGAAACAUGCUACACUAAUAAUUUAGAAGAUUUUACUAAAUGCGCUUGUUGCGAACAGCCUAAGCCUCAAAGUUCAGCAAAUGAUUCAAAGACUGUUAAUACAAAGCCAGUAUUAAGCACUCCAACAGCAGUUAUUACAGUUUCGCCAGCCGGUUGGGGUGAUGCCUUUAAACCAAAACCUGGAUCUUGGGAAUGCCAGAAUUGUUUGGUUCGUAAUGAAGCAGCUGUUGAAAUUUGUACAGCAUGCAACAACCCAAAAGACCCUUCAGCUACUAAACCAGGAUUGAAACUAACAACAGAUAGUACUAUGAAAUUUAGAUUUGGCAUUCCGCCGGCUAGCGUGCCACCAAAAACUGAUUCAGUAGUUACAACAACUGUAACUGGUUGGGGUGACAAAUUCAAACCCAAAGAGGGUACUUGGGAAUGCAAACAAUGCUUAGUCAGGAAUGAAGAAAGUUUCGAAAGUUGCAGUGCUUGCAACAGUCCCAAAGAUCCGAAUGCGGUGCCCAAAGAGUCAAAAUCAAUAUUUAGUUCGAUCAGUUCAGGACCCAAAUUUAAUUUUGGCAUACCAGCCGCAACUCCAGGAACUGAGCAAAAGCCUGCCGUAGCAGUAUCUUCCAUUUUUGAUGGGACUGGUGCACAUAAAUUCAAAUUUGGUGUUCCAUCAGCUCAGGAUACCACUCCGAGUGUCCUAACUUUUGGCGAACAAAAAGCUACAACAAAUGUAUUUGAACCACUGAAAUUAUCCACUGGGGCAGAAGGACCACUCAAUUUUAGCAUAAAGAAGACUGAAGAAACUGAGAAACCUGCACCUAAACCAGCUCUGUUGCCAACCCCGCAAAAUGCAUUCACUAAUAGUCCAUUUGGAUCUAAGGAGAGUAGUACUUUUGAUUUCGUUUUUAAACCCAAAACACCACCUAAGGGCAAGAGUCCCAUCAAGUCGCCAAAGGGGCAACAGGGUGACGACAGUGAUGAUAAUGAGUACGCUUCUGAAGAUGAAGGUCACCACAUUCAUUUCAGCCCUGUGAUUCCUAUGCCAGAUAAGGUGGAAGUUAUCACAGGAGAAGAAAAUGAAGAUGAAUUAUAUGGGCAUAGAGCAAAAUUGUUCAUUUUCACUUCUGGCGAAUGGAAAGAACGCGGACUUGGCGUAGUGAAAAUUUUGAAACAUAAAGAAACUGGAAAAUUAAGGGUGGUAAUGCGUCGGGAGCAAGUCCACAAAAUAUGUCUCAAUCAUGCUUUAACAGCUGAAAUUAUUUAUAAACCAAAAGAUGAGAAGACAUGGCUGUUUACUGCAAAUGAUUUCAGCGAAGGAGAGCUAAAACUGCAAAACUUCUGCCUCAGGUUCAAAAACAAUGACGUUGCAACGCAAUUCAAAGACGCUGCAGAUAAGGCUAGAGGCGGCAGUUCUGAAUGCGCCACUAAAGCCGAUACAGAAAAAAGUAAGAGUGCUGGCGAAAGUGAUGACGUAGUCUUCGUUAGUGAAACACAAGCUACGACAGAAGAGAAACAAAAGGCCAAGGAAUUAAUGCUACCCGAGAAUUUCUUCACAUACAAAGUUAAAGAACCUUGCCAAGGCUGCCGCGGCUGUGAAGCAGACGACGAAGAAUCUAAAUCUAAAAGUGCUGCGCCUAAAAGUUUACCAGCUAUAACGACAGCAACUUCAACUCCUGUUAAAUUUACAACACCGACCUUCCAUAGUCCUGCAACUUCGCUAUAUGGUACUCCUGCCAACUUUGAUAAAACUGCUGACGUAUCUGUAUUCCGGACUCCUUUAGGCGCGAUCGGCUCCAACACUAAAUCAAUCACGCCGACCUCAGCUGACACUACAAUUACCAAUGACACCGACAAAGAAAACAGCUUUAUUCAGAAACCAAGCCUCUUUGGUGGUCUAGGAGAACAAAAAACUUUAUUUGGAACACCAAUCAGUAAAAACUCAUCUAUAUUCAGCGGCAGCGAGACACAGACGCCGACAAGUGCCAAGACUUCCAUCAUAGCUCCACCAAAAUUAAAUACUUUAAAUAUAUCUGCAGAAGAAAAGCAAAAUACUGAUGCUAAAUCUAUAUUUGGGGCUGCACAAAAAAAUCCUCUAUUCGGCCAGGCGAAUCCUGUCUUUGGUGGUUUGAAUUCUGGAACAUCUAUGAACAAAUCAAUAUUUAGUUUUUCUUCAAGUGAUAAAAAGGAUGAUUCCGAAAAAUCUGAAGUAAAAUCAUUGUUUGGCAGCGAUGACCAAAAACCUGUUAAUUUAUUUAGUGGUGCUAACCAAGGCAGUUUGUUCGGCCCGGCGUCAUUGAAAGACAACCAGUCGAAAACUCCGGGAUCAAUCUUCGGAACCAGUGGCAUUACAUCAUUUGGGUCUAAUGUGUCUGUUCCACAACCCCAAGUUUUUGGAAACGGUACAUCUAUUUUUGGCACUAAACAACCCUGGACAGCGGGUGCAGCAAUGGAACCGGCUAAGCAAGGCGUGACAGUGCCCCCGAAACCUGAUACAAAAACGGACGGGUCCAAACCAGACAGUGAUGAAAAGAAAGAUACGCCAUUCAUGGUCGACAACACUUUGACGUUCGCUGCAUUGUCAACUAGCGGUCCUGGCUUCAAUGCUCAAAAAAAUACCGAUUUCAAAUGGGAAGGUGCUGGCCAGCAGCUCUUCACUUCGGCUUCAAAAUCAUCAGAUGCAGCCAAUAAGUCUAAGAAUGAGAGUGGAGCGGGCGACGAGGGCGGCGGGGGUGCCGACGAGGAAUACGACCCUCAUUACGAACCCAUAGUACCUCUGCCAGACAAAAUUGUUGUUACCACUGGCGAAGAAGACGAGGAAAAGAUAUUCGGCGAGCGCGGCAAGUUGUACCGGUAUGAUGACAAAUCCCGGGAGUGGAAAGAACGUGGCGUUGGCGAAAUGAAAAUUCUGUAUCACCCCGGGAAGAAAACUUACAGAAUGUUGCUUCGUAGGGAACAGGUACACAAAGCCGUGUUAAACAUGUUACUAUUCAUGGACCUAGACCUCCUUCCGAUGAAAAACUCCGACCGUGCGUGGACGUGGGGCGGCAUCAACUACGCGGAGACGGCGGCCGGCGAGCAGGAGACGCUCGCGGUCCGGUUCAAGAACCUCGACAUGGCCACCAGCUUCCGAGAUAAGGUCAUGGAGUGUGUAAGGAAGUUGCAAGCUCUGGCCGCCCAAGCCAUCAGAGAGGCUAAAGAGGGUAAAACAUUCUCGGGAGUGGCGCCUCUGAGGCUACCCAAGCAUUUGGCGGACAGCGCCCGCGCCGACCCCGCUGUCUCAGCCGUUGCGGUGACGUCACAAGACGACUCGAAGGCUGAUAGUAAGGCCAACGGGCAAGCGAGCAAGCCGUCUGAGUCGGAGCCGCUGAGGCAAGUCCACUUCCAAGAGCCGGCCGAAGAGGAAACAGAGGAACACGAUGACGAAGACUACGAGCACGAUUAUGAAAAUCAAGAUGACUACGAUGGAUAUUACAAUGAGGAGGACGACGAUACGGGCGUGCACUUCGCGUGCUCGGGCGCGGCGCGCGUGCAGCAGGGCUCGGCCAGCACCAGCUGCGACAACGCGCACAUCCAGGUGCUGUACGACCAGGACGUCUACUCGCCCAAGAUCCAGGUCACCGACGCCGACACCGGCGAGAUACUCGCCGACAUGCUCAUACACACCGACACUGAUUUCAAGAUGACGGGCAACUCGUGCUCGUGGUAUGGUAUAGACUACACCAGCAACCUGCCUGUGGACAAAACCGUCACCAUCAACUUCCACGAUGGGGAGACCGCUAUGCAGUUCUACGAUAGUUGUGAGACCAGCAAAGCUGCUACCUAUUCGUCAACGGAUCCAGAAUCCUAGAAGUCGGAUUGUGUAACAAAUCUCGCGUAGUGAUUCGGAUGUAGAGUUUUAGAAUUGGUUUAAUAAGUUAUAAGUGUAUAAUGUUUUUUCUUUUCUUAGUCUGUAUUUAUGUUCGCAAAGUCUAGGUGACGAAAGGGUUUUUGUUAGAAUCAUUGUUUUUUUUUUGUUAAUACUUAAUUGUUUUUUUAAAUAAUGUAAACAUAGAUCUCACAAGCAGAUAUAUUCAUGGAUUUAAUGAUUGUAAUCAUCUUAAAAAUUAAGUGUAUUAUUUGACCUCGUAUUUUCAAUCAUGUGUAGACUUAAAUGAUAAAAUCGGGAAUCACUUGACUCUUACAGUUGUUUACGUGUUAUUAUGAUAAAUAGAAGCUUCAAUUGUAGUAAAGCUUGGCGUUAUCGUUAGUCAUACAAGUAAUGUUUGGGAUUUGAUACACAGUAGUAUCAAAUAAAAAAGUUUCUUAAAACUGGUUGUGACUUGCGAGUUUGACUUGUUUUAAUUGUUUACCAAAGUGAUAAAAGUAACGAAGCAUAGAUGAACCCUGCUUGUUUGAUACUAUUAUGAUAAUGCUUUGUUGCAUGCAAUAAAAUUGUGAACAAACGUUUGAUAUUAGAUAAGAUUUUCCGCCGUAUAUUUGCGUAUUAAGUAAAAUAGGAUGUAAUGUUUAGGUUUACUAAUCUCAAAAAAGAUCUAACGAACCAUGUAAAUUGUUUAUUGUGAUAGGACAUACAUAAUUUGUCCGACAAUGAUGAAUGUUAAUUUUAAAAAGUAUUUGACUGUUGUUGAGUUGGUUAGGUCUUUUUGCAUGCAUAAGUGUGGCAUUCUUAUAUAAAGUAAUUGCUCACGUAGUUUCCCAUUAUAAUCUGGCGUAAGUGGCCAAUUUUAGAUAGAUUUAUUCAGUCAAUUUCUUGUAGAUGAAUGACAUUAAUAAGUUUUCAAUUUAAUAUGAUAGUUAUUAAUCCAUAUAAAUGUAAAAUUGAAAUGAGAAAGGGAGUGGUUGCCUUUCGUUAAGAAUUUAAUUGUUUUUGAAGAAUUUAAUUUAUUUAAAAUAGAUUCAUGCUUAUAAAAGUUAAAAGAAAUAGUGUUCCUUUUCUCGUUUGAAUCGUGAUAUUGUAAAGCUAGUUUAAUCUAAAGCCAGACAGUGGAAUAAACGCAAGAAUGAUAA
Ostrinia nubilalis (European corn borer) is the source of this 10174-nucleotide messenger RNA. Its product is annotated as E3 SUMO-protein ligase RanBP2-like. The transcript has 12 exons. Lineage: Eukaryota; Metazoa; Arthropoda; Insecta; Lepidoptera; Crambidae. Gene Ontology annotation, molecular function: protein binding; GTPase activator activity. The record is from RefSeq and is a predicted model, not a curated record. Gene Ontology annotation, biological process: intracellular transport. Gene Ontology annotation, cellular component: nuclear pore; cytoplasm. The coding region runs from base 126 to 9014 and encodes 2962 amino acids.